AGUUUUUCAUGGGAAGCUUACUUAAAAGAAUCUGGUGCCAUUCCUGCACCAAACAACUGUUUCAAACAGCAUUUCCCACCACCAACAAAUGAGUUUAAAGUUGGUAUGAAAUUAGAGGCAUUAGAUCCCAGGAACAUUACCUCAUCAUGUAUAGCUACAGUUGUUGGUACUCAAGGUCCAAGACUACGAUUAAGACUGGAUGGUAGUGACAAUAAGAAUGAUUUCUGGAGAAUGGUGGAUUCUUCAGAUUUGCAUCCUAUUGGUUAUUGUGAAAAACAUGGUGGCCUUUUACAACCACCUUUAGGUUUUCGAAAAGAUGUAGCAUCUUGGCCAACGUUUUUAAUGAGAACUAUGACAGGAGCACCGUUAGCUCCAAGAAGUGCUUUUAAAGAGGAAUGUAAGAGUCCAAAGACUAACUUAUUUAAAGUUGGGAUGAAAUUAGAAGCAGUAGAUAGAAAGAAUCCUCAGUUAAUCUGUCCAGCUACGAUUGGUGAUGUUAGUGAAGAUCAGAUCCAUAUAUCAUUUGAUGGAUGGCGUGGUGCCUUUGAUUACUGGUGUAAUUAUGAUUCUAGAGAUAUAUUUCCUGUAGGCUGGAGUGCUAUAAGUGGUCAUAAUCUUCAACCCCCAGGACAGAGAGUUAGUUGUAAAACUGGCAGUGUAUCUAGUCAAAUUACGAAAACCAUGUCCAAUGCUACAAGUCCAGUAACAAGUGACAAACAACAGAUGUCUCCUAGAGAAGCCACAUCACCUGCUGUCACUGUUACAGAACCUGAUACUAGUUCAGCUUUACCCAGUAAAUCCUCUGCAUCAAAUUCAGUGUGUAUGUAUGUGAAUACAUCUUGUAAUACUGGUACGUUUUUAAGUCAGCGUAAAGUUUCUCAGUUACCAUCACAGUUUGGUAUGGGACCAUUAAAUCAGGUAUUACGUGAGGUUGUACAGUCGUGUAUUGAGUGUGGUGUACAAGAGAGGGUUGUGUUUAAUAUGUUACGAGAUGGAAAUGGCAAGGUGGUUGUUUAUGCAAAUCAAGGCAAUAUGACAUAUACUAAAAGAUUAUCUAUGAUAGAAACAGCAGAAGAGUUAUAUAGAUUUAUAGAUAAGUUUCUAGAUGAUCUAGGUUGUUGUGAUAACUUUCUCUCUCCUAUUAAUAAUGGUUGUAAUAAAUGUAAUAAAUUCAAACAACAUUCAGGUGAGUAUCUUUUCUAUUCUUUAGAUAAAGACAGUUCAUUUAAACAGCCAAAACGACGCUGGUCUAAUGAUAGUGUAGACAGUAAUAAAAGUGCCAGUACAGUACCUAAAGUAUCCAGACGUUAUUCUAGUUACGAAGCAGAAGCCAGUUCAACAACUAAUGAUAAUAAUAAAGGGAGAUUAUCCAGUGAUCCUGAAGAUUGGUCUAUAGAUGAUGUAGUACAGUUUAUAACAGAAACAGAUCCUGGUUUAACAGUUCAUACUGAAUUAUUCAGAAAACAUGAGAUUGAUGGAAAAGCCUUAUUGUUACUCAACAGUGAUAUGAUGAUGAAAUAUAUGGGAUUAAAGUUAGGACCAAUAUUAAAACUGUGUAAUAUAGUACAGAAGUUAAAAAUGAGAAAAUGA
Molecule: messenger RNA, 1590 nt
Organism: Lottia gigantea (owl limpet)
Lineage: Eukaryota; Metazoa; Mollusca; Gastropoda; Lottiidae
Exons: 10
Biological process (GO): regulation of DNA-templated transcription
Cellular component (GO): nucleus
Molecular function (GO): protein binding
Source: RefSeq, a predicted model, not a curated record